Molecule: messenger RNA, 907 nt
Organism: Eupeodes corollae
Lineage: Eukaryota; Metazoa; Arthropoda; Insecta; Diptera; Syrphidae
Product: eclosion hormone
Exons: 3
Coding region: 269-562 (97 amino acids)
Biological process (GO): neuropeptide signaling pathway; ecdysis, chitin-based cuticle
Molecular function (GO): ecdysis-triggering hormone activity
Source: RefSeq, a predicted model, not a curated record
CUAUCUAGAUAGAUAUGGAAACUACCCUGCGAAGAUUAUUUUGUAUAAAAUUCAUGCUGGAUUUUAUGUUUGAUGUAUUAUUAACAAUUUGUGUGAUCUAAGUGGUUGAAUCUACGAGAGUUUAUUAGCGGUGUUUAUUUUGUAUUUGAUUUUAAAUCAAUAGUGUUUGCAAAAAUUUUCGAUUGACUUAAAUAUUGUGUCAACUAGUGUUAUAGUGUCCUUUGAGUAAACUUAUAAUCCUUGAGAAAUUGUCAUAAAAAGAUUAAACAUGUUUUCAUCAAAGACUGUUACCAUUGCUGCCAUCAUUGUCGUCAUCGCCAUGUGCUUUACAACACCAACAAAUGGCAUCCCUGCCAUCGGCUAUGGAAAAAGAUUUGACACCAUGAGUGGAUUGGAUUAUAUUCAAGUUUGUCUUAAUAAUUGUGCUCAGUGCAAGAAGAUGUUUGGUGACUAUUUCCAAGGGCAAACAUGUGCUGAAUCAUGCUUGAAGUUCAAAGGAAAAGCCAUUCCAGAUUGUGAAGAUAUUGGAUCCAUUGCGCCAUUCCUCAACACCUUCGAGUAAUAAUUUUAAUAUGUAAAUGACCAUAAAUGACAAAAAACAUUUACUGUACUAUAAAACACUCUGGAUCGACUUCAACGAGAUUAUUUAUAUAUUUAUAUAGGCUUAGCAAUGGCUUUAAUGUAUGUAGUUUGUAUCUUAUAGUCAUAUGCUUAUUUUGUGUUGCACUCGUUUUCUUAAAAUAAGAACAAAACCAUUAAUUGAUGUAUUUAUUAUAAUUUAUUUCUAAAAAUUAAAUGUCACCUUAUAUAUAGAGACAGUAUUAACUUUAAGAGACUGCAUAGUUCCUAUUUACAUUUAUAAGUUUAAAGCAAAACGUAUUAUUAAAAAAUGUAAACAAAAUAAAGU